Messenger RNA from Heterobilharzia americana, 1758 nucleotides. The record is from the annotation of a GenBank genome assembly. Lineage: Eukaryota; Metazoa; Platyhelminthes; Trematoda; Strigeidida; Schistosomatidae.
AUGGAUAUGGUAGAAAACUUGACCUCAGAUUUUUCCCGGGACAGUGAUGGGGGAAGCGACAGAGAUAUGUUUGAAGUAACAACCUCCAGAUUAUCCGCCUGCAAACAUGAGGGUGGUGGUGAUCAACAAGAUAAGGAACGGUACGCCAGGGAAAGUCACUGUGAGAUAGAAAGACGAAGAAGAAACAAAAUGACUGCUUACAUAAAUGAACUAUGUGAAAUGGUACCAACUUGUAGUUCACUUGCGAGGAAGCCUGACAAACUUACAAUCCUGAGGAUGGCUGUGAGCCAUAUGAAGUCUAUUCGAGGAACCGGCAACACUAAUUCUGAUGGAUCAUACAAACCUUCGUUCCUUUCAGAUCAAGAGUUAAAGCAUUUAGUUUUGGAAGCUGCCGAUGGAUUCCUUUUUGUAUGCCAGUGUGAUACAGGGAGAAUCAUCUAUGUAUCUGACAGUGUAACAGCUGUCCUCAACCAGACUCAGUCAGAAUGGUAUCAACACACUCUCUACGAGUUAUGCCACCCGGAUGAUGCAGGGAAGAUAUGUGAACAAUUGACUGGAUCCCCCUUACCAUCACAAGGUGCUAGUGUCUUAGGCCUCACUGGUCAACCUCCUACUCCUUUAUCGAAUAACAACUCAGCCAGUAUCAAUAAGCCCCUUACUUCAUCAUCAGACUCUAAAAUGUGCUCCAGCACCUCUGAUUCUUCACCAACAUCAGUAUCUGAUCUAGUGUCGACCCAUAUAUGCUCCUCACAACGUCGUAAUUCUCCUGCACACCUGAAUAAUACUGUAUGUUCAUCACCAGCUCCAGGGCGUAUACUGGAUUUGAAAACUGGUACGGUGAAAAAAGAAGGCCAUCAAUCUCAUUUACGAGGUAAUAUGGGUUCACGUCGUGGUUUUAUAUGCCGAAUGCGCGUGGGUUCAGCUAUCCCAUUUGGCACUCAGUCAGACAUUGGGGUUACAAACUGUCUGGGGUUAACUGCUCGAGCACGCCUACGAUAUCGCCAUACGUUUGGAGCCCUAUCAUCAAACGGUCAGUGUUCUUAUGCUGUCGUUCAUGUAACUGGUUUUGUUAAGCCGUAUAAUCCCAGUAUUGAUUCGUCGUCCAAUAAUAUUCAAGUCGGGAGUCAAACUACUGGGUCUCAAGUAUAUCCCUUAUUCGAUGGAUUAAUAUCUGAAGACGGAGAAUUUACUAUUCAAGUUCCUGAUAAUCAUCUUGGUCGUUCUGAUGGUAACAAAUGUUCAGAUGUUCAAAUACCUCAGUGUUUAAUAGCUUUGGGUCGUCUUCAGUUGGUAAACAAACCAGAUGCACUUGAUCUUCAUCCACAUCGUUUUAAUGAGUUUCUCACUCGCCAUUCAGCGGAUACACGUGUCACAUUUUGCGACCAAAGAAUUCAAAAUAUUCUAGGAUUAGAAACAAAUGAAGUACUCGGUCAAGCAUUUGGAAAUUUCUUACCUUCUUCUAGGGACAAGAUAAAUUUUCAAGAAGUAUUCGAUAAAGCUUGGAAGUUCAAGGGUCAAACAUUUACAGUUAUGGUUCACAUCCGUUCUAAACUAACCACUGAACUGCUGUCGGUGAGAUGCCAUUUAUUUGCGUUUGUUAACCCUUACAGUGAAGAGGUAGAAUACGUUAUCUGUACAACAACAUCCAUUAAAGCUUUUGAAUGUGACACGUCUGAUCCGAAUCCAAGUAGUACAUAUACAGAAAACAACCCUUACUGUCAAAUAAAACAGAUUUCCUUGACAGGACAUCCCAUGUAA